CGGCGGUCACACUAAGCCAGCGUUUCGAUACUAUCACUUUGUUUUCAUUCAACAAAUUCCCUGUGAACUCACUAACGAAAAAUAUUUAGAUCUGAGUCGAAUUUGAGGAGCAAUUCGAUUUAAGCCGAUCUGGUUUGCCAAGCAUAAUGCCCGCGGUCGAGGAGACACAAAUUACAAAGUAUCUUUCAAAGUACAAAUAUAUUGGUGCAACCAAAAAGGACGUGAUAGAUGUGGUCACAUCGUAUCGCAGCUUGACCUACGACCUGCAGAGGUUUGUUUUCAACGAUGGCAGCUCCAAGGAAUUGUUCACCAUACAGGGUACUAUUCCCGUGGUCUACAAAAAUAACACCUACUACAUUCCCAUCUGUAUAUGGUUGAUGGACACUCAUCCCCAGAAUGCACCUAUGUGCUUCGUCAAGCCCACGCCCACCAUGCAGAUAAAGGUUUCCAUGUAUGUGGAUCACAAUGGAAAGGUCUACCUGCCUUACCUGCACGACUGGCAGCCGCACAACUCGGAUUUGCUUUCACUCAUCCAGGUGAUGAUCGUCACCUUCGGCGAUCAUCCGCCCGUGUACUCGAAGCCCAAGGAACAAAUCGCUGCGCCAUAUCCCACAACCUACAUGCCUCAACCGGGCGGACCCGGUGGCAGCAACACGUUUCUGCCUUAUCCGACAGCUGGUGGCGGCAACUUUCCGCCAUAUCCUACGGGCAGCAACUUUCCGCCGUAUCCGCCGGGUGGCGCUGGUCCGGCUGGCCCAUCCGCUGGCUAUCCGCCCUACAUGAACUUCCCCCAGCCAGGUGGCGGUGGCGGUGGCAACCCACCAGCCGCUGGAUAUAACUCCUGGCCCAACCCCAGCCCCACAGGCACCAUAACCGAGGAGCACAUCAAAGCAUCACUCAUCAGCGCCGUGGAGGACAAGCUGCGCCGUCGCAUCCAAGAGAAGGUUAAUCAGUAUCAAGCCGAGAUUGAAACUCUCAACCGCACCAAACAGGAGCUGGUUGAGGGUAGUUCCAAAAUCGAUGCCAUCAUCUCACGCCUGGAACGCGAACAGGUUGAUCUUAAGAAAAACAUCAGUGUGUUGAAGGACAAGGAGCAGGAGCUGGAAAAGAGCUUGGAAACGCUGGAAAGCGCUGAUGCCAUCGACCCCGACGAGGCGGUGACCACCACAGCGCCGCUAUACCGACAAUUACUCAAUGCCUAUGCCGACGAGGCGGCCACCGAGGAUGCCAUCUAUUACCUAGGCGAGGGACUCCGUGGCGGGGUCAUCGACCUGGAGACCUUCCUCAAGCACGUGCGACAACUGUCCAGGAAGCAGUUUAUCCUGCGGGCCACCAUGCAGAAGUGCAGACAAAAGGCCGGGCUGGCCGGAUAGAAUAGCAAUAGUUUCAAAACUUGCCGUGAUUUCUUAUUCGACGGGGGAGUGUGUGCACGUGUAGACGAUUUAUAUGUUAGCGUAAUAUAUAUUCGAUAUUGUUUUAAGCGCAAAUUGAAUCUUUAAAAUUGGAAUUACAAUAAACCUUAAUAAAAAAGAAGGCCUCACGUACGUUCACGCCCACGGA
Molecule: messenger RNA, 1560 nt
Organism: Drosophila rhopaloa
Lineage: Eukaryota; Metazoa; Arthropoda; Insecta; Diptera; Drosophilidae
Gene: TSG101
Product: tumor susceptibility gene 101 protein
Exons: 7
Coding region: 147-1373 (408 amino acids)
Biological process (GO): protein transport; protein modification process; endosome to lysosome transport
Cellular component (GO): ESCRT I complex
Molecular function (GO): ubiquitin binding
Source: RefSeq, a predicted model, not a curated record